Molecule: messenger RNA, 2444 nt
Organism: Trichobilharzia szidati
Lineage: Eukaryota; Metazoa; Platyhelminthes; Trematoda; Strigeidida; Schistosomatidae
Source: the annotation of a GenBank genome assembly
CUGAACGCUUUGGAUUUAAAAAUAUCAAAUAAAUAAUGUUACUAAAGUAAUGGAUGAAUAUUUAAAGAAUUAUUUCAAUAAAUUUAUCAAAAUAAUUCAUUUUCUGAUUCAAAAUGAACAGAAUCAAAAUGAAAUUGAUGUAUACACGAAAAAACUUUGUAAAAAGGUGACUGAUAGUGGUAGUAUUGGAACUUAUGGGCAAUCAAUAUCCAACGAAGUGAAAUAUGCUCAACAAGAGAACAGUAAUGUAUUCCCUUAUUGUUUCGGUAUUUUAACUGAAAAAAUUCAAAACAAUUCAACAAGUUCGCGACCAAAACGUGAUGUUGUCAGGUAUGUGUUAGGUGAAUCACAGACAAUGAAUAGUGGAAUUACAAGUAAGCUAACAAGUAAGCAUAAACUGAAGAAAACUGAUCAUCAAGCCCAAAGUAAAAAAAAUAAUGAAGGCUUACAAACGAUAAUACAACAGAAGAAUGCAACAACUCCGCAUGAAGAAGCUUCCACUGGCCUGGAUGGCAACUCGAACAAGAAAAACGAGGCUAGUGGAAAUAAAGCCGGUUUAUUUUCUGCUAUUGCAGCAAGUACGCCGAAGAGUGAAAAGAAGCAGGUUAAAGAGAAAGAUGCUGGUAAAGGCGUAGACUCUAUGAAGAAGCCAGCUGAAGUUGAAGACGACCGCCAUGAGGAGGAUACUUCACAUGCUGGAAAGGAGAAAAAUCUCUUGAAACGACUUAAAAAACAAAAGCCUAAACAAUUGAAGCAGUCACCAACAGGCAGUACUGAUACAACAGGUGAACAGGAUGAUAUUAACAAAAAAGGUCUGGGCAAAAGUCGGCUAUUCAAGUCAGUCGAAGAAGAUAAGCAUGGCAAACAUAAGGGUAAACACACUGCAGAUCAUGAUACUAAUGCUGAUGAUGAUGGUGGCGAUGAUGUCGGUGAUGAUGAGACUCCAUCAGAGCAUGCAAACAAACGAAAAAUUAGAAGUCACCUGCUCAAGUCCAGUCACGAUGAAAAAGACAAAAAGGGAAAAGGGAGUAAACCAGCUAAAGACGCUGAUGUUGACGAUGAUACUCGGCGAAUGGAUAAGUUCAAAAGUCAUAAACAGAAAAAAGAAGAAGAAGAGGUGAAGGGUGAUGUUGACGACCAGCGUAAACACACUGUUAAACUGUCUAAAAAGAGACAAAAACUACAGGAUGAUGAAGGCGAUGAGGAUGUUGAGGAUAAGGAACACACUAAACAUCACGACACGGCUUACGAGUGGCGAAAAAGGCGGAAACCGAAAGUCACAUCAACAUCCUCAUAUGUUGACAGUGACGAAGAUGAUAUCCAUGAUGAGGAGCAUAGCAUGAAAAGAAUGACUAAGGCUAAAACUCGUGGGAAGCACAAGGUUUCAUCAAGAUCAAGGUAUGACUCCGCUGAUUAUGAUGACGAUGACGAAGAUUUUGACCAGCGUGAUGUUGAUGACGAAGAAGACAGGAAACACAAAGCUCAUCGUAAACCCGAUCGAAAAUUGAAAGACAAGUUAAAGUCUAGAGAAAAACAUGAAUUUACCCAUAGAAGAAGAGAGGAUAAAAAGAGGCACUCCAAAAAGAGACACGCUGAAAAAGGCUACAGAACAUCAAGUGAAGAGUCGUCAAGUGAAGAUUCUUCUAGUAGUUAUGCAAAACACGAGAAGCACUGCAAGUGUGGUUGCACAGAAUCACAUGACACUUCACUAAGGGUUCAUUGUCAUCCAGAGCAUCGUGAUUACUGGCCAAGUCAUUAUCGUCGUCGACAUGAAUACCUUUGUCAUGUGAAAGAAUCCCCUCCAUCUUACCUACACCAGUGUAAAGAUACUGAAGAAGACGAUAUCUUGGGAACACUGGAACAGAUAUGUUCAGAUAAACGUAGACUUUACAAAGAACGCUGUUGUGCCGAUUCAUCAAGACGAAAACGCUGGAGUAGACACAAUAAGUCUGUUGACCUUAAACGAUACUUAUCUCCACAAACUGUGAAACUCUUGAAAGCUGUUGAAAAACCCUCUGCACUUGAUGGUUUAUCAAUGACUCGUCUUGAAAAGAAACUGAAACAAAGAUUACCAAUCCGAUCAAAAAUCGAUUUGACGCUAAGUGACAAGGAUGAUUGUUAUAAGUGUAAUACCAGCAGAGAUUUAUCUGAUAACAUCCCUCAGCAACAACAACAACAUCCGAAUAUAUUUCAAAACCCAACAAAUAUGCCAACAUGGUGUCCUCCAGUUCUACCAGUUCUGUCUCCACCACGUGUUUUAGUCAAACAAAUUCCAGUGCCUGUUGUACUGCCCCAGUGUCUUCCAACAAAUCAGCCAACAGCCUAUCCAUGUCCAAUGCCACCAACAAAUCCGAAUUAUUUUAACCCGUCUGUUGUUGGUCAACAAAUGCCACAUUAUGCUGUACCACCGUAUUGUCAGUAUCCAUGAUGUUUUUGUUUCAAAU